Messenger RNA from Microcebus murinus (gray mouse lemur), 1266 nucleotides. RefSeq names its product chibby family member 3 (gene CBY3). NCBI's taxonomy places the organism in Eukaryota, Metazoa, Chordata, Mammalia, Primates, Cheirogaleidae. The record is from RefSeq and is a predicted model, not a curated record.
UGGUGCUCAGUGUUCCUGAUGGGAUCAGGCUGAAGCUAGACCCCACUCAAGACCACACUCUAGCUCAACUUCAGCCUUCUACCCUGCCCUGCUUCCCUCCCUCCCUUCUCCUGAGAGCACUUCCUCAAUAAACCACUCCAACAGGAAUGCUCAUCGUAGACUCUGCUUCUAGGGAACCUGACCCAUGACAUCCUACGUUAGCUUCAUGAGGGACUAAAUUGUUAAUUCCCCUAGAACAAAUUCUGGUCUCAGACUCUGAUGACCCCCACCCCACAGGAAUGCUAGCUUAAUGAAGGAAUAUCUUCCUUAAUUCCUUAAAACAGUGCCUGCAGUAUAGUAAGUGCUCAAUAAUCACACUGAAUGCAGGCAGGCGAGAGCCCAAGGUCUGUUUCACAGCUCAGCAACUGACACCCCUUCUGUUCUGGGUUGGCCUGGCUUGGAGGCAUUGUGAGUCACAGCAGGUAAACAGGAGUUGAGGCUGAGAUGGGGCCAGGUCUGGACAGCAGCUUGGCACCUCCACAUCUUCCAGCAGCGCCCCUGGCUCGCCUUCAUCAUUCAGGACACCGGGGCUCGAGACAAGGGUGCAGCCCGGGUCGCCGGCGUCCCCGCGGCUCCCCUCCCGGCACCUGCGCGCCCCGCGAGGCCCACCCGGCCCUCACCCUGGCAGCCUUCGAGUGCCUGGCUGCGAGCCAGGCCGGCGGCCUGUGGGAGCAGCUGCGGCGGUUCUGGGCCGACCACUGCUCCCGGCGCUUCUCGCCGCGGCGGCCGCCGCUGCGCCGCAUCUCCUCCAUGUCCACCUUCUACAUGCUGGACCACCGGACGCGCCAGGCCGAGCUCGGCCUCAGCUACGGCGCGCCGCGCACGCGCCUCGCCGACGAGGCCUUCGUGUUCCACGGCGGCCGCUGGGUCCCGGAGGGCGAGCUGGCGCGGGCGCGGCCGCCGCUGCGCUCGCCGACCAUGGCGGGCUGGAAGGCGCAGGUGCAGCGGGUCAAGAGCCAGGUGCUGCUGGAGGAAAACAACUACCUGAAGCUGCAGCAGGAACUGCUCAUGGACAUGCUGACCGAGACCACGGCGCGCAUGCACCUGCUGGAGAAGAAGCUCAACCCCGAGCUCAGCCCGGCCGCCGCGGCGCGCGCCUGGCAGCGGAAGAUGCGCAAGCGCGAAGGCGCCGGCGGCGUGCUCAUGAUCGAGCCGCGCGCCCUGGAGUCGCGGUGACGCAAUAAAGCCCCGUCCGGGCUCGCGCGCCUCGCGCCUCCCGCGCUGGGA